AUGUCGCAGCGAACGUGCACGUCCGCUCUAGUCGAGGGAGCCGGGUGGCCUGAGGCCCGCGCGGCCGGAAAGGGGCGCCACUCGCUGCUGCUGCCUGCCCCCCGCCCCCUGCUCGCACGCCGCGGCCCCACGUGGACCCGAGCCCCACCAACGCCGACUGCCGGGUGCCUCGGCAGAACUUUCCCACCGGGACUUCCGCUUCCGGCCGCAUACUCACACUUCCGGUUUGCCGUUGCUAUAGGAACCGCUCCGGCGUCCGAAAGAGCCGGGUUGCUCGGGACCCAUAGGGGUUCUACUCCUGGAUACACGCGUGGUCUGGUGACCCAAAGAGAAGACGCCAAAGCAAACUCUUUGCCGGGUACCAUGUCGACCGUGGUGGCUCAGUCGCUGCAUGUUUUUGGUCUUCGAUCCCACGUGGCCAACAAUAUCUUUUUCUUCGAUGAACAAAUCAUUAUAUUUCCUUCAGGAAAUCACUGUGUGAAGUACAAUGUGGAUCAGAAGUGGCAAAAAUUCAUUCCAGGCUCAGACAAGAGUCAGGGCAUGCUGGCCUUGUCCAUCAGUCCCAAUCGGCGAUACCUCGCCAUCUCCGAGAUCGUGCAAGAAAAACCCGUCAUCACCAUUUACGAACUGUCAUCCAUCCCUUGCCGGAAGCGCAAAAUCCUUAAUAAUUUUGACUUCCCCGUUCAGAGAUUUAUUAGCAUGGCUUUUUCUCCAGACUCCAAAUACCUGUUGACUCAGACAUCACCUCCGGAGUCGAACCUUGUCUAUUGGCUGUGGGAAAAACAGAAAGUAAUGGCUAUCAUUAGAACGGACUCUCAGAACAAUGCUGUCUACCAGGUACCUCCCAACAUAACAAGUAUCGUGCAAGUUUUAAAACUAGUGAGCUUCAAUCCCCAGGAUAACACUCAGGUCUGUGUCACUGGCAAUGGGAUGUUUAAGCUUCUCCGCUUUGCCGAGGGCACCCUGAAGCAAACCAAUUUUCAGAGGGGAGAACCCCAAAACUAUCUAGCCCACACGUGGGUGUCUGAAGACAAGAUCAUUGUCGGCACGGAUACAGGCAGGCUCUUCCUCUUUGAAUCUGGAGAUCAACGCUGGGAGACCAGUAUAAUGGUCAAGGAGCCCACCAGCGAGACCAGGAACCUGGAGGUGAUCCGGGAAUCGGAGAGCCUGAUCGAAUUUCCGACAAUCAGUUCUCCGGUCCCUUCCUAUGAGCAGGUCAUGAUGGCCAGUAACAACAGCCAGCUGGCCAUGCCCCAGGUGUUCGCCAUUGCAGCCUAUUCAAAGGGAUUCGCCUGUGCCGCUGGGCCGGGGAGAGUUCUCCUGUUUGAGAAGAUGGAAGAGAAGGAUAUUUACCGGGAGAGCAGGGAAAUCCGGAUUCCGACGGACCCACAGAGCAAUGAGCGGAGUCAGUCGGACAAACAGGACAUCCUCUGCAUGUGCUUCAGCCCCUCAGAGGAAACCCUGGUCGUCAGCACCAGCAAGAACCAACUGUACAGCAUCACCAUGUCCCUGACGGAGAUUAGCAAGGGGGAGCCUGCUCACUUCGAGUAUCUGAUGUACCCCUUGCACUCCGCAGCCAUCACCGGGCUAGCCACGUGCAUCCGCAAACCCUUCAUUGCCACCUGCUCUCUGGAUCGAUCCGUUCGCAUCUGGAAUUAUGAAUCAAACACUCUGGAGCUAUUUAAGGAAUACCAGGAAGAGGCUUAUACAAUCAGCCUUCAUCCAUCGGGGCACUUUGUUGUCGUAGGAUUUGCUGACAAACUACGCCUUAUGAAUCUACUCAUUGAUGAUAUACGUUCUUUCAAAGAAUAUUCUGUCAGAGGAUGCAGAGAGUGUUCCUUUAGCAAUGGAGGUCACCUGUUUGCUGCGGUCAGUGGAAAUGUGAUUCACAUUUUUGCCACUACCAGCCUGGAGAACAUCUCGAACCUGAAAGGACACACCGGGAAGGUUCGCUCGGUUGUGUGGAACGCGGAUGACAGCAAACUGAUCUCUUGCGGCACAGACGGUGCUGUCUAUGAAUGGAAUCUGUCCUCAGGAAAGAGAGAGACAGAAUGCGUUCUCAAGUCCUGCAGUUACAACUGUGUUACUGUCUCCCCCGAUGCCAAAAUUAUCUUUGCAGUUGGAUCAGACCAGACCCUCAAGGAGAUUGCAGACUCUUCGAUCCUUCGAGAGAUAUCAGCCUUUGAUGUCGUCUACACAGCCAUCGUCAUCUCGCAUUCUGGGCGCAUGAUGUUUGUGGGCACCUCGGUGGGAACCAUCCGUGCGAUGAAGUACCCGCUGCCUCUGCAGAAAGAAUUCAAUGAGUACCAGGCCCAUGCGGGUCCUAUCACCAAGAUGUUGCUCACCUUUGAUGACCAAUUCCUGCUGACUGUUGCUGAAGAUGGCUGCCUGUUUACCUGGAAGGUCUUUGAUAAGGAUGGUCGAGGAAUCAAGCGAGAGAGGGAGGUGGGCUUUGCCGAAGAGGUGCUCAUUACUAAAACAGACAUGGAAGAGAAGGCUCAGAUCAUGCUGGAGCUGAAGACUCGUGUGGAAGAGUUAAAAAUGGAGAAUGAGUAUCAGCUGCGACUGAAGGAUAUGAACUAUUCUGAGAAGAUUAAGGAGCUAACAGAUAAGUUCCUGCAGGAAAUGGAGUCCUUGAAAACGAAAAACCAGGUUUUAAAAACAGAAAAAGAAAAGCAGGAUGUGUUCCAUCGCGAACGCAUCGACGACCUCCUAGACAAACAGAGCCAGGAACUGCAGGACCUGGAGUGUUGCAACAACCAAAAGUUGCUUCUAGAAUAUGAGAAGUACCAGGAAUUGCAGCUCAAGUCCCAGAGGAUGCAGGAGGAGUAUGAGAAACAGCUUCGGGAUAAUGAUGAGACCAAGAGCCAGGCCCUGGAGGAGCUGACGGAGUUUUAUGAGGCCAAACUUCAGGAAAAAACUACCCUUCUGGAAGAGGCACAGGAAGACGUCAGGCAGCAGCUGCGAGAGUUUGAAGAGACCAAGAAACAGAUCGAAGAAGAUGAAGACCGAGAAAUCCAAGAUAUCAAAACCAAGUAUGAGAAAAAGCUUCGGGAUGAAAAGGAAUCAAACCUGCGACUCAAAGGAGAAACCGGCAUCAUGAGGAAGAAGUUCAGCAGCCUGCAGAAGGAGGUUGAAGAGCGAACCAAUGACAUUGAGAGCCUGAAGAGGGAGCAGGUGAAGCUGCAAGGGGUCAUUCAGUCCCUGGAGAAGGACAUCCUGGGCCUCAAGCGGGAAAUCCAGGAAAGAGAUGAGACGAUUCAAGAUAAGGAGAAGCGCAUCUAUGAUCUGAAAAAGAAAAACCAAGAACUGGAGAAAUUCAAGUUUGUACUCGACUACAAAAUAAAGGAGCUGAAGAAGCAAAUAGAACCACGAGAGGAUGAGAUCAAGGUGAUGAAGGAACAGAUUCAGGAGAUGGAAGCAGAAUUGGAGCGUUUCCAUAAGCAGAACACGCAGCUGGAGCUGAACAUCACGGAACUGUGGCAGAAACUAAGAGCCACUGAUCAGGAGAUGCGCAGAGAGAGACAGAAGGAGCGGGACCUGGAGGCGCUGGUCAGACGGUUUAAGACAGACCUUCACAACUGCGUAGCGUACAUCCAGGAACCCCGGCUCCUGAAGGAGAAGGUCCGAGCUCUCUUCGAGAAGUACGUGCAGCGGGCAGACAUGGUGGAGAUCGCAGGGCUGAACACGGACCUGCAGCAGGAGUACGCCCGUCAGCGGGAGCACCUGGAGAGAAACCUGGCCACUCUCAGGAAAAAGGUGGUCAAGGAGAGUGAGCUGCGCCGCACCGAUUAUGUCCGCAUCAUGCAGGAAAAUGUCUCCCUGAUCAAGGAGAUCAAUGAGCUCCGUAGGGAGCUGAAGUUCACCCGCUCCCAAGUCUAUGACCUUGAAGCAGCUUUGAAACUGACCAAGAAAAUCCGACCACAAGAUGUUCCAGAGACAGUGCCCAGCGAGGCCAUGCCCAGCAUCGCUCCCACCAUGAGACUGAAUGAGCAAGAAGAAACUGGGAGAAUCAUCGAAAUGCAACGCCUAGAAAUCCAGCGCCUCCGAGAGCAGAUCCAAGAGCAAGAGCAGAUCCCGGGCUUCCACCCGCUCUCUGUCGUCCGGCUUCCUUCCCUCCUUGAGUCAGAAGUGGACUUUGAGGUGCAGACCAAGUGACCCCCUCUGACCAUUCGCAUCGGCUGUGGCCAGACGGGGUGAGCUCCCAAGCAAGCCUCCCCUCGCCAUCCUGUUCUCCUGGCACUGAGGACCCUGCCUCACAGGAGGUCCUAGCAUCAGCAUCUACCUUUCCCCACUGCUUUUUACACAAGGCAUGACCAGUCCUUACCCGACAGCUGCUCCCAGGAGGUGCCUGAGGAGCCCCGGUGGGCCUGGGAAUAUGUGUGUGUCCAGGUAGGACUCCCUUGCCAUCACUGUUCUGGAUUUGGAAAGAUCAGAGAGAAGGAUGUCCGGACCAGGGGUGGGGUUCCUUCCCCCGGAGCUGUGUAGGGGCGAGCUCCUCUAGACCAUUGGAGGUUCAAGAUCCACUUAUGCUUUGAGCACACCUAAGAUACCGACUCCCCUGAGCUGAACUGGAAUGGGAGCCGAUGUACGAGGAGGUGACCCUGCUGUGUGCCAGGCAGCAGGAAGAACUAACAUUCCCGAUCCCCCACGAUGACCAGUCAGAUACAGGAAUGUGUACCUGUUGUUCAUGUGGGAUUUGGCAGGGGUGCUGGGUGUCCACUAGGACUUAACCUAGCCCCUACUGUGUGUACUGAUGUAAUAAAUGUAUUAAAAGUGGGACUGGGAGAGUCCAGUUCUGAACAGAAGAACUAUGGAUGCCCUUCUUUAGUUACAAGUAGCAAAACCCAACUCCAGCCAGUUUAAGCCACUAGGGAAAUCACUGGGCUGGGGGCGAGAAGGGGGGGCGGUCUUAGGGAAUCUCAAGGCAGAGAUACAAUCAGGCCUCAAAAGAAACUUGCACCAGGGCCUGGCUGGACCACCCCUCCUUCUCUUGUCCUUCCCCCUUCUCUGCAGACCACUUUCCAUCCCCAGUUCAGGUGGGGCUAGGUACUUCAGCAUCUCAUUAGUACAUGCCCCAAAGCUGAAAUGGAAUCUCUAGUCUGAUUUUAAAAUGCCAAAAGCAGGGGCGCCUGGAUGGCUCGGUCGGUUGACCGUCCGACUCCAGCUCAGGUCGUGAUCCCACAGUCUGUGAGUUCGAGCCCUG
Molecule: messenger RNA, 5206 nt
Organism: Felis catus (domestic cat)
Lineage: Eukaryota; Metazoa; Chordata; Mammalia; Carnivora; Felidae
Gene: CFAP57
Product: cilia and flagella associated protein 57
Exons: 24
Coding region: 1-4158 (1385 amino acids)
Molecular function (GO): protein binding
Source: RefSeq, a predicted model, not a curated record